ACAGAUAUCAAUCAUAAAUGCAACUAGUAGUUUGGGAGUAUUGAUCGGUUUGUAUGAGCGCAGACGACAGUCGGGUUCCUUCAGAAAACAGGGACAAGAUGCCAUGGACAGACGCUAAGCCAGUGGGCUGGGGAGGCGGGAGUUUCUGGGAGACGAGUCGGUCUGUGUCCCGGGAUCAUCGUGCGGCAAUAUUCGGGAGCACCAGUGGUCCUAGAGGGUUCUACGUCAUACACCCCGACUGGACCUCAGAAUCCUUGUACUUGAGCAAACCUCUAUACACCGCCAGGAGUCGCAGCGCAUGGGGGUGGGAGCGCCCCAAAACUCACAAAAAUAUCAACGGGGUGCAGAGCUACGUCAUGCCAAAAACGCCAAGAGUGCCAAAGGAAUCGCUAAGAUCGACAAGAAUGACGAAAGGGGACCUCGAAUCUCUUCGUUCUUAUUCAAGAUGAAACUGAAAGUGUAAAAAGUGUGAUUUGAAUGAAAACAAUGGAGGAAAACACGUUCUAAAUGCAUUAGUUGUUCUAGUGGUAAAGACGGACUAGUUGUUUGGGAAAUGGGUUUGUUGCGCUCAGCUUAUAAACUGAGAUAAAACAAAAAAGAUAUGAACGUUAUAAUAUGGACAGUUUGCUCAGUGUAACAAGAUGAUUUGCUCAUAUGUAACGCUUAUAAACUGGUUACUGUGGUAAUACAAGGUUCGUUGAA
Molecule: messenger RNA, 702 nt
Organism: Lingula anatina
Lineage: Eukaryota; Metazoa; Brachiopoda; Lingulata; Lingulida; Lingulidae
Source: RefSeq, a predicted model, not a curated record